CGUGAAUCCCGCGCGUGUGUUUAGAGUGUUGGCACAACUAGGAUUGAUUUUCAUUAAAAAAACAUAAAAAAUCAUAUACUGUAUAGCUCAAGGGGCCAGCAGCCAUCGUUUGCUUCUCUGCAACCCUAGCGCCGCCGUCACCCACAACAACGCCUCCAAUUUCCACCUUCACGGCGCUGCCCUUCAUUGUCCAGGCGUUGUCUAUCGUGUGCAGGGUUCCUCCCGCCCUCUGUUCUCCGUCCUUGCAUUUCUCGGGCUCCAUCGUCCUCUCUGCGCUCCAGUUCUCCUUCAACCCAAUCGAAACCUUCGCCGGUCGCGCCCUUCAACCUGAAAAUUGUGUCAUUCAUCACGCCGUUUGGGAGUCAUGCAACCUUGUUUUACGCCCAGAUUGUGGGUGUUUUCGAGUCAUGCUUCAGCGUUUGCUCUACAACACGUUUUGCCCUAUUUGCGAGUGUUCGCAGGAUUCUGUUUAACGCUUUCCAAAUUUUCUCUUCGCAUUGCACAGCAGGUGUUCGACGAAAUCCCCCAAAAAGACAAGCAGAGCAACAUUAGUAUAUUGGGCCCUCUUUUUUCUCAUAGGUGCAGCCCUCUCUUUUUUUCUCAUGUUGAUUAACCUGCGUUUGGGUUCUAAUGUCUCUGUUUGCUCUCUAACAUGUUCAUAGAAUUUUGCUGCAUGAGAAUAUGUUCAUAAAUUUUGUAGCAUGAGGAUCUACAGCAUUGUCUCAUUCUAUUACAAAAUCUGGUAUUUUCUAUUAAGGGAAAAUAAACUGUCUUGUGAGGAUAAGCCAAUGAUCUAGUCAAUUUGAAGCUGCUGUAAAAACUGGUACUGGCUAUAUGAAAAUAUUGCUGCUGAUCCUUUUAUUUUUUUUGGCCAUGAACUGACAUUGUUGCAUUCUUGUUUGGAUUGCCAGUUCUUUUCUGAAAUUUAAUCUUCUAGUCAGUUCAUGGAAACAGUGCAUUGUCAAUUUUGCUGCUAUAUUUGCACCAUAGAGAAGCUAUAUGUUAUAUUAGUAUUGUCAGGAACAAGUGGAUAUCUGCCUUAACAAAGAAAAAGGAUAAAUAAAGAUUAGUAAAUAUGCUUCUAAACUAUUCCUUCCUAAUGAACAAAAUAGACUUUGGGUUGGUGUUUUGAUGAUAAAUGUGAUGGUGGGGUUUAAAUGAUUUUUCAGUGUUGGGGUUUAAUUGUUAUUUUAUUUUUGUUUCCCUAUUUUUAAGUUGAGGGCUCGUUCGUUUUAACUAAAUUUUUGUCUUGUGAGGAUAAGCCAAUUCAUAACACAAAUGAAUCCAAGACGUUUAAGUCUUUGUUUGGGAAGGAAAAAUCUGGUCGAGUUCGCUGCUAUGGAAGAACGUUAACACCAUCCACGAUGAAAAAAAAUGAAGAAAUUUCUGCUAUUAAGAAGCAACAUAAAGAUGAAAUGACUGGUAUGAAGAGGCAGAUGGAUGGAUUAACAUUACUUGUAAGGAACAUGCUGAAGUUACAACACCCAAAUUUAGAUGAAGAAGAGAUCUCUAAUAUGAUGGAAGCUGCUCUAGGCAAUGAAAAUAGUGUAGCUCCGCAUUCGUCUGCAUCGAUCUAUGUUCCCCCUCACGAAAAGCAGAAUGGGGAGAAUGAUGAUUUUCAAGAAGAAGGAGAUGGAGAUGGAGAUGGAGAUGGAGAUGGAGAUGGAGAAGGAGAAGGAGAAGGAGAAAAAGAAUAUUGAUUGCUUUUGGAAUUGAUAGUAUUUUCUUAUUUUGAAAGGCUGUUUGGAACUUAGUAUGACAUGUUGAGAUUUUAUUUUGUUGAUGCUUAUGUUGAUUUUAACAUUGGCACGAAUUGACUAGAAGCUGUCAAGUUGAACAUGAUUAGACAUUGCCAUUUUUUUUUGUAGUACCUUUAUUUUUGGCUCUUUGUGUUCUAAAUACAAUAUUUGUGUUAAUUAAGAUUUGGUCUUAGUUUCAUGCGAUUCAGUUUUUUGUAACGACUCUA
Messenger RNA from Lotus japonicus, 1966 nucleotides. RefSeq lists its product as uncharacterized. The transcript is spliced from 2 exons. The coding region runs from base 1365 to 1700 and encodes 111 amino acids. The record is from RefSeq and is a predicted model, not a curated record. NCBI's taxonomy places the organism in Eukaryota, Viridiplantae, Streptophyta, Magnoliopsida, Fabales, Fabaceae.